GUCAUGACAUGCAUCAACACUUGUUAAGCUGUGUUCACACUGGACGUUGCUAUUGAUGGAGCUGGAAACGAACUGCAAUCGAUCAGACAACUUAUGACAUCUCGGCGACUGUUAAUUCCAGUCCUUUUUCUUAUUUGUAUGAUAGCCGAGAAUGUGAUCCACGAAUCACUCGACUUGGCUGAGAAUAACUGAAAUAACGGAAAAUUGAACGUUAUUUUGAUAGAGAAAAGUACGAAGCUAGAAGCACAAAGAAGAAAAUCGAGCUUGUCUAUCAUCUGCUUCCGGAGAACCGACUAGAUUUCACAAUGAUUUGCGUAAACUACGCAAAUUGAUUGCAAUGCAAAUAAAAAAACCGAUUCCGCUCGAUUGAUCGUAACAAUGUCAGGUGUUGCGUUAUGUUUUAAUUAAUGAUUUGACCGGCGAUAGGCGUGUUCAAGUUCUCAAGUCGCGAGCGAUUUCGGCUUGCCUUCGAACGAUCAGCACCGUCAAAUUCGCGCAAUACCGUACUCGACACUGAUAACGCGCGUUGUUUAUCAACCAGAUCGUGACGCAACGGCUCAACUUCGCUGCAACUUUCGUAGAAUGCUCCCUAUUUUGCAUGAGAUAUUACUGUGAUUCAUAAUUGAACGCGCAUUUGCAUAAAUGCGAGCGAUUUCGUGGCUGCGCUAUUCAUGUUUGCGCAUGCUUUCCGAUGCCUGAUUUCUGUAAAAUUCCAAGGAGCCAUGUUUUACAAGAUUUCUUUUAGAGACAUUUUACACACCUCAAUGUCGGGCAAUUGCACGCAUUAGUUCCGCGUUGAGAUUACCGUUAAAGGACGCUCGGCUGAUGCUAAAUAAACGCGUUUAUCUUCCGCUCGGCCACUAUUAUCGAGCGUUCUACGCAUGAAAAUUAUUGCAUAACAUCCCGGCGACAAAGAGUGAAAAUUUCGUCAUUUCGUAUGUUUCAAAAACGCCUGACGAAGCGGCCGCUAUUUUCACGCACGCGGACCCCGCGCAUACUAAAACUAUAAAUAUAUCCUCAUCUUGCCGGACUUCUGGUAACAUUACGGAGAGGCAUUUUGCACGGGCUCAUGCGAAGCGCAUAAACGUGUAAAAAUGUCCAACACCUGAUUUAAGAUGCGGUUAUGCAUAUGUCGUGUCCUAAAAUAUCACUCUCCCGACGCCCUCGAGACACUCGAUCCGUGCCGGGACGACUCUUGAUCAGGUACGAUGACGAGCGAAAGACUAGACCUGGACAAGCCGUUGUGGGACCUCAACAGCUUCGUGGGAAGAUGGAAAUAUUUCGCGUGGAUGACCGAUUUCCGAACUUGUGUCGUCCCCGAGUCGCAGUUGCUCGAUGCCAAAAACUUGUGCGAGCAAUACAGGCUUGGCAAAGAGCCAGCCGAUACGACCAGGGAGCAGAUCAUCUAUGCGAAGAAGCUGUACGAGUCGGCCUUUCAUCCUGACACUGGUGACCUGCAAAACGUCUUUGGUAGAAUGUCAUUCCAGGUGCCGGGAGGUAUGGCUAUCACCGGCGCGAUGCUUCAGUUUUACAGGACUACGCAAGCGGUGGUUUUCUGGCAGUGGGUCAACCAGUCUUUCAACGCGCUUGUCAAUUAUACCAACAGGAACGCUAACAGUCCUGUAACCACUAGUCAGCUAGGUGUAGCUUAUGUUAGCGCUACCGCUGCGGCGAUGGUCACCGCGUUAGGGUGUAAAACGUUUUGGGAGAAACGCGCGACUCCUCUGAUGGCUAGAUACGUUCCGUUCGCCGCAGUGGCAGCCGCUAAUUGCGCUAAUAUCCCCCUAAUGAGACAAAAUGAAAUUACAAACGGCGUGGAUCUCGUCGACGAUGGCGGCAGAAAACUCACGAGAUCGAAGUUCGCGGCUGUAAAGGGCAUUUCGCAAGUCGUCAUUUCGAGGAUCGUCAUGUGCGCGCCUGGCAUGCUUAUCUUACCGCCUAUAAUGGAAAAAUUGGAGAAGUACCCAUGGAUGCAAAAAAUUAAACCUUUGCAUGCACCGAUACAAAUUUUAAUGUGCGGCAUUUCUCUCUCGGUCAUGGUGCCAACGGCAUGUGCGCUGUUCCCGCAAAAUUGUUCCAUCAAAGCGAGCACUCUGCAACGCUGGGAACCGGAAAACUAUAAACUGCUAAAGAAGAACUGCGAAGGCGGCGCGAUGCCAACGUACUUGUAUUUCAACAAGGGGUUAUAAUGUUAUAAAAAGUCCUAGUCUACAAGUCACUUAAAGAUAAACUCUAUUCCAUCCUUUAUAA
Messenger RNA from Dinoponera quadriceps, 2250 nucleotides. It is a transcript of the gene Sfxn2, whose product is annotated as sideroflexin-2. Gene Ontology annotation, cellular component: mitochondrial inner membrane. The transcript has 9 exons. NCBI's taxonomy places the organism in Eukaryota, Metazoa, Arthropoda, Insecta, Hymenoptera, Formicidae. Gene Ontology annotation, biological process: serine import into mitochondrion; monoatomic ion transport. Bases 1209 to 2189 code for a protein of 326 amino acids. Gene Ontology annotation, molecular function: monoatomic ion transmembrane transporter activity. The record is from RefSeq and is a predicted model, not a curated record.